Styela clava is the source of this 1220-nucleotide messenger RNA. RefSeq names its product C-type lectin 1-like. The record is from RefSeq and is a predicted model, not a curated record. Lineage: Eukaryota; Metazoa; Chordata; Ascidiacea; Stolidobranchia; Styelidae.
CACGUUUGCUUGUUGUGGUCAGCUGAAUACUGAACAUUUCUUCGAGAGCGCUCAACCUGCGUCAACUUCUUCUAAUUGUUACACUCAAGUAUCCUUGCUGCCAUUUGAGCUUAAAAUUCAAUUCUUUUACACGCUCUCGAAGGUGUGUCGAUUAUCGAAAUGUAAAAGAGAUUUAAAUAUCAUUCUCACUUGGUUUGAGUGAGAAAAACUUUGUCUUUUAGAAAAGUUGUUAAGAACAAAUCAAAUUGUGAUGGCGUAGGCAGAAAUUGUUGACUUAGUCAAUCAAAGAGCUUUCAUGUUCAGUGGUCUCUAGCUUUACAAUGAAUCCGAUUUUAUCACAGGAUGUUCAAAAAGUUGAAAAUGCAAUGAGGAUUUCGCGGCGCAAGGUCGCUUGGACUGCAAAUGAUGGGCAAUGUCGCAAACUUGUUGGACUUUCCGCUAUGCGAGUGUACCUGACAAUUUGCGUCGUUUUCACUGCUGUUUUUUCGGUUCUUUGUGUGAAGCUUUUAUCUGAUUCCCUCUCAAUUCAAAGACUAACUAAUGUUUUGCUGGGACCUUACGACGAAGCUAUUCAUCGCGCUGAAGAUUUAGGAUUACUUGGUAAAAUACUGCACGAUGAAAAAGUUCUUGGAGAUAAAAUAGAAAUGCUAUCGGGAUGGGCUAAUAAUUCUGGGUGUAUCCCUGGAGAUGGGCUGCUGUUCAAAAAUAAAUGUUACAUACUUACAAGAACCAAAAUGUCCUACGAGAGUGUUAAAAAACACUGCAAGUUACGUGAUGGUAACGUUGCUUUUGCUCAAAACGAAGAAGUAUGGUUCAAAAUAUUGGAAUAUUUAUGGUCAGUAGGAUUCAACUAUGCGAGUCAGUUAUGGAUGGGAUUAGAGAAGAAUUCGUCAGAUGGAAUUUGGUACUAUUCUAACGGAGAGGUUGCAUCGUUUACGAAAUGGGCGAAAGGAAACAUAUUUGAUGAAGGUUUCGAUUGUGCACAAAUCCGUACCGAUGUCAGAGAAAAGGCUGGAUUGUACGACAGACGUUGCUCAGAUUCCGAAUUGGCAAUGUGCAUGUUUCGUGUGGAUUAGCUUAAAUAGGUGUUAUUCCAUAGGGCUGGGCAUUUCGAAUUGAAAGUAAAUUAUUCGAAUCGGUUCAAAUCAAAAUUUCGAAUCUUAAUUCCCCAAUUUUUGUUACUGAAGCCAUAUUUUUUCAACGCAAUUCUGAUAUAUGAC